UUAUACGCAUGUUUUCGACGAAAUAAGAAACUUUCUGUCUAUAAAUACUGUCAUUCAUUAUUAUAUAUUCAGCAGUGAUGUGGGUUCCUUAAUUUACAAAAUAGUAUUAGAAUAAGCUAGUUAUUGUUACAGUUGCUGAGUUCUUUUCAAGUUUCUCCGGAAGAACAAAAACAAAUUAAUUAAUAAACGUUCGUCCUUGUCUAACCUCUAACAUCCGCCCUUUGCCCUUACUUAUAGCAAAAGUGAUAUGAGUUUACUAAUGACAAAUGACAGCUCAAGAUUCUGUAAAUAACAAAUGAAAGCUCAGGAGUAACAUUACUCUGAUGUACUAAUGAAGAUGAAGUCCGUUGGAAGCAUUAUGAACUACUAUAUCGAAAGGACAGCCAAACUUUAUUGAGAGUUACUACAAAAUUAACAUAGCAUCAUAUUAAUGUACAGGGUGUUAUAAAAAUGGAUUUUUCUAAAGAUACAGAUAUCAUGAAAUAAUUAUAGAAGUUAUCUAGAAGUUAAUAAUAGCAGAAUGAGUGAAGAUAUUUUGGAAAAACUUAUAAAAAGUAAGCAUUCUCAAAAUAUAAACAAUGUAUCUGAACAUAAAUUGGAAAGUGAAAAACUCGUAUUAACCAUUCCGAAUUAUCUGUCAGAGCCCCAAAGUGUUAAUGUUGAAAUGAAUAUUCCUGAUGGAGAAAAAUCGGUUGGAAUAGUUGAUAAUGAUAAAAAUAAAGAAAAUAAAUGUGAAGAUAAAAUAUUCAGUUCAUUACAAACUUCAGAAAAGAAUAUAUCAAAAUCCAAUUCUCGUGAACCAGAGAUAACAUUCACUGGCAUAGUUUCUAAAUCACAUCAGUUAAAAUCAAGAGAGUCAUCAAUGAGCUCGGAUAUACUACAAGGAUCGAGGUCUUCUUCGCUAUCUCUGAAUGACACUGUUAUUGAUAGUGCAUCUACAAAAGACUUACUAACGCCACUACUAGAAUCGAAGUCGGAAUCGAUAUUAAAAUCGAUAUCAAUGGCAAGUUCCGAUUCUGAUUCGACGUCAGCCGCAAAAUGUAGUUUAAAUCAUGAGAAUUCAAUAUCAUCAAAAAAUAUGCGUAGAAAAAGUAGAUCAAGAUCAAAAUUUAGAUCUAGGUCUAGGUUAAAAAUGAAAAGAAAGUCAAUUUUUAAAAAUCAAUCAGAACCAAGGUCUAUGUCAAGAUCAAAUACAAGAGAAGAGUCUAGGAGUAUGUCAAGAUCGGAAUCAGAAAGAUCGUUAUCAAGAUCAAAAUCGGGGUCUAUUUCUGAUUCUACGUCGAGAUCGUCUUCUAAGUCUAUUUCAAGAUCAAGAUCACCUUCUCGAUCAAGAUCGAAAUCACUUUCUCAAUCCAGAUCGAGAUCUAGUUCAUCCAAUUCAAAAAAAUCAAGGAACGAGAGCGAAAAAUAUAUUAAAAAAAUGUCAUCCAUUCAAUUUGACAAUGGUGAAGAUCAAAGAUAUAAAAUAGAUUCUAGAAGUGAUUUGGACAGCAAAAGGCAAAGCGAUUUAGAUCAGAAUAAUGUUCAGAAUGAUGAAGAAUUGAAUGAAUUGGACGAUCGAAAAAAUGAAAGGUUUGACGAGUCAGACGACGAUACAAAUGCAGAGUUGAAUACAUAUGAUGACUGCUUAUCAGAUUUCGAUCGUAUGCUGGCUAAACGUAAAGAGGAGCAGUCUCGGCGACGGAAAAGAAAAGAUAUCGAUAUUAUCAAUGACAAUGAUGAUAUAAUUGCUCAACUAUUAGGAGAUAUGAAGAAUGCUUAUGAUGAAGAUAGAAAAUUAAACGAACUUGGUAAACCAGCUAUGAAUAAGAUAGCAAUGCUACCAAAAGCAUUAUCUCAGUUAAAAAAGCAUGACCUACAAUUAGCAUUUCUAGAACACAACGUUUUAUCAGUUCUUACAGAUUGGUUGUCACCUAUGCCCGAUCGAUCACUUCCAUCUCUUAAAAUUAGGGAUUCUUUGUUGAAACUAUUAUGUGAGUUUCCUCGAGUUGAUCAGUCUUCUCUUAAGCAAUCUGGUAUUGGAAAAGCGGUUAUGUAUAUUUAUAAGCAUCCAAAAGAAACCAAAGAAAAUAAAGAACGUGCUGGUAAACUUAUCAAUGAAUGGGCAAGACCAAUUUUUAAUUUAUCGGCUGAUUUUAAAGCUUUGUCAAGAGAAGAACGACUUCAACGAGAUUUAGAACAAACUCCCAUGAAAAGAAGGAAAACUCAACAUGAAAUUACUUUACAAAAGUCACAAGAUAUCAAUAAAGCUUUAAAAGGCGAUUCCAAACCACUUCGACCAGGUGAUCCCGGAUGGGUAGCAAGAGCAAGAGUGCCACUUCCUUCAAAUAAAGAUUAUGUUGUACGACCUGAGUGGAAAAGUGAUAUCGACAUAAGCAGAGUUUCUAAAAAACAGAUGAAUAGAUUUGAACGUCACAUGAAAAAUUUUAUUGAUGGAAAAAGGAUGAGGUCGGCUCGUAGAGCAGUAGAUAUAUCUAUAGAAGGAAGAAAAAUGUCACUGUAAUAUAUCUAAUUCCAUACAUUUCUGUCUUCUAAUAAACAUAAUAUUUGAUGAAAAAUAUUACAUGGUUUAAAGAAACAAAAGUUUGUUUCUAAUUUUCUUAACCUAUUAUGAGCUACGCAAAGAUUGAAUGAGAUGAAAUCGGACUAAUUAUACCACUUUUAAUAUAACAUGAAAAUAAUACACCCGUC
This is a messenger RNA of Phymastichus coffea, 2691 nucleotides long. RefSeq names its product protein IWS1 homolog. The record is from RefSeq and is a predicted model, not a curated record. Gene Ontology annotation, cellular component: nucleus. NCBI's taxonomy places the organism in Eukaryota, Metazoa, Arthropoda, Insecta, Hymenoptera, Eulophidae. The transcript is spliced from 8 exons. Gene Ontology annotation, biological process: poly(A)+ mRNA export from nucleus. The coding region runs from base 521 to 2503 and encodes 660 amino acids.